AUGCCAUCAUUGGAUCCAAUUCCGGCCCAGCGAAAUGAUCAGGUUGAGGCCAAUUCCGACGAUGAAGCCGAUCCUGAGUUGGUAGAGCUUCUUCGCCAGCAUUUCGGACUGGGCGAAAGACCAAAGGAUGCCCCACCAGAGACCAAAGUGCUUGAGGGGGCUCAGUAUGUCUUCGACAAUGCGAUUGAUAUCGCAAUCAGCCUUGCUGACACCAAAGGUGCUGCUGAAACUAUAUGGCGUAUGAUGCAGAAGAAAGAGUAUUCUACGCACACCUGGUCGGAGCACGAAUUACACCCACAGACCAAAGAUGAGAGCACAGUCGAUUUCAUCUUUACAAUGGACUUGUUGAAUUUUAGUUUCUGGUCUGAAGAGGAGGAAGAGCCAAAACGUUUCUGUAUUGAAUAUCGUGGUAAGCUCUGGACUGGCUAUUGGAGUCUGGUUGCUGCGCUACAAAGAGCUCUUGAUGAAGAUAUCCCAAUCACAACCCCCGACUUCUGGGUGGAUGAAGAGAGGUGCACGGAGGAUCUACUCAAACAUGUAUUCCGAUCUGCAACAGACGGAGAGAUUCCUAUGUUCAAGGAACGAGUGCAGUGCCUACGUGAAGCAGGCGAGGUCCUUUGCGAGGAAUUCGGCGGUAGCUUCGCCAACUGCAUUGACAGCGCCAAUCUCUCCGCCGCAGGACUAGUCAAUAUAUUGACAGAGAGCUUUUCCUGUUUCCGCGACGAGACAAUCUUCCACGGAAAGAGAGUCCGACUGUACAAACGUGCUCAGAUUCUAGUUGCCGAUCUCUGGGCCUGUUUCAAUGGUGAAGACUUUGGUGAAUUCCACGACAUUGAUAAGAUCACCAUGUUUGCAGAUUACCGCAUUCCGCAGAUGCUACACCAGUUGAACUGUCUUCGCUACGCACCUAAAUUGGAAAACCAUAUCCGUGAUCUGAAGCCCAUCGAGCCAGGUUCAAACUGGGAGAUCGAGCUUCGUGGAACGAGUAUCUGGUGUGUUGAAUUGAUCAAACGAGAGAUCGAAAAACAACACCCCGAGGUCAAAAUGAACCGCCAAACCCCCACUUCUUCAAAGAGUAUUUCAAACGGCAGUGAGAACCCCGAAACCGAGAACUCGGAUGAGUCGGGUGAUAAAUUGAAGAUCGUGGAAAAACCGCGAAAGACAUAUGGCAUCAAUGCGAUUCUCAUCGACUUCUUUUUGUACGACACGAUGAAGAGUCUAGAGGCAGAGAAAAAUGAGUCCAUUCCUCAUCACCGGACGAGGAGCAUUUGGUACUGA
Molecule: messenger RNA, 1278 nt
Organism: Penicillium crustosum
Lineage: Eukaryota; Fungi; Ascomycota; Eurotiomycetes; Eurotiales; Aspergillaceae
Product: queuosine 5'-phosphate N-glycosylase/hydrolase
Exons: 4
Coding region: 1-1278 (425 amino acids)
Source: RefSeq, a predicted model, not a curated record